Dothidotthia symphoricarpi CBS 119687 is the source of this 1734-nucleotide messenger RNA. RefSeq names its product phosphoglycerate mutase-like protein. The transcript is spliced from 2 exons. The record is from RefSeq and is a predicted model, not a curated record. Gene Ontology annotation, molecular function: phosphatase activity. Gene Ontology annotation, biological process: dephosphorylation. The coding region runs from base 1 to 1734 and encodes 577 amino acids. NCBI's taxonomy places the organism in Eukaryota, Fungi, Ascomycota, Dothideomycetes, Pleosporales, Dothidotthiaceae.
AUGCUUGCCCUUGUCUCUGCUGGACUGCUGGCCCUGGCCUGGUCGGUCGACGCUCAGAGUGAUGACGCGUAUCAUCCGCACGCGGCUUUCGCGUUUAUUCGGACGGGGGAGCGGACCCCUACCAUUCACCCUGGUGCUCCCGUCUUGACUGCCCUGGGAGCACAGCAGAUGUACCGCCUGGGACAGAACUUGCGAACACGAUACAUCGACGGAGCAGACGCCAGCCAUGAUGAUCUGGGCAUCCAACACAUCGAUGGGCUGUCGACCAAUGUUCUGGACAACGACCAGAUCUUAGUCCGCACCCUGGACUCGCAGUAUCUCGUCGCCUCGGCGCAGGCGUUGAUGCAGGGCUUGUAUCCUCCGUACUCGCUGUCGAAUGCGACGGGCGAUGCGGCGGACUUGCUGGCGGAUGGGUCGGCGAUUGAUUAUCCUCUUGGGGGGUACCAGCACGCGAAUAUUCAGUCCAAGGGCGCGCUCGAUCCGCAGUCGAUAUUUGUCCAGGGCGAUCAGAACUGUCCGUAUGCGCAGAGCGACGCGCAGAAGUGGUUCGUGACGGAGCAAUUCAAGAACUCGAAGACGAUAAACGACGAGCUAUACAAGGAGCUGGAUUUAGAUUGGUCUGGGGCGAAUCUAGACGAGUAUGAGAGCGACUUUACAUACGCUAUCAAACGCUUCGACUACCUUUCCUACCAGUAUGCGCACGACCGCAGUGUCUACCAGUCGCUGGCCAACGAUACACCGAACGCCGGCGUGUACGAUACCCUGCAAAGCCUCGCCGACGAAGAAGCAUGGCACCUUUGGGGCAACGUCUCGGACUCGUCCAACACCACGUCCUUGCGUGCUACAGGUGGUAGAACACUUGCCGCAUCCAUACUCUCUCAGUUCCAGAAGAUCAUCACCGACCGCAUGGGCCAGGGUAACAAGACAGACACCCCCAACCCAAUCACGCUCCUGUUCGGCGAGAUAGAACCCUUCAUCUCCCUCAUCUCGCUCAUGAUGCUCGACAAGCGCGACCCGGAAUUCCGCGCUAUGCCGUCCUUUGGCUCAGCCAUGCUCUUCGAGUUGUUCAGCACUGGAUCGAAUGCCUCGUUCCCCGCGAGUGAAGACGAUCUGUCGGUGAGGUUCUACUACCAUAACAGCACCGGGUACCCGAAGCAGCUGGUGUCGUACCCGAUGUUUGGGAACGAGUCCACCAAGACGGACAUGUCGUGGUCGGAAUUCAAGAGCGCGUUUCAAGGCAUCAUGGUAGAGACGUUGAAGGAGUGGUGCGACGUGUGCGCCAGCCCGAGUCUGUUCUGCCGGGUUGCGGAUAAGGAUGAUGUGCUCGUUAUGUCGACACCACACGGUGCGGCGGGUCUAUCCCCUACGAUCGCCGGUGUCAUCGGCGCAAUGGUUACACUUGGCGUGGCGUCGAUACUGUUUGCGCUCGCGAUGCUGGUCGGUGGUGUGCGUCUGCAUCGCGUGCAUAAAGGUGAGAAAUCCGAGCUGGGUGGCUUCAAGGGCUCGGCAAAGCUGGCAUCUGAUGCCGACGUCGGAAACGCAAACGGAGGAGCGCCUCCUGCAGCGGGAAUUGUAGGCUAUGGUGGAGGACCUAAGAGGGGACACGAGAGGGUUGGCAGCUGGGAGUUGCGACAGAAAGAGUUUGGCACUGACCUGGCGGACAGUCCUCGGGAGAGCUACGAUGCUAUCGACGACGUUGCGACGCGGCCUGUGCAGGCGCAUCACAGGGUGUGA